AUGGAGGCUCACCAGCAAGCAGUUGAGGCAAUUGCUGCUCAGAUCACAAAGUUCCAUGAACAGAAGACUCCCUUUAGGCUGUAUCAUGGCAGCACCAAUACCACUCAACAACGAAACGUGGACCCCCAAAAGAUGGUCGACACAUCAAAGCUCAAUCAUGUCAUCAAGAUCGAUACAGACAACAUGACGGCUUUGGUUGAGCCUAACGUGGCGAUGGAUGAGCUGGUCGAGGCGACACUUCCCUUUGGUGUCAUUUCUCCAGUUGUGAUGGAGUUCCCAGGCAUCACUGUUGGAGGUGGCUUCUCUGGAACAGCCGGAGAGAGCUCGGGCUUCAAAUACGGCUUCUUUGACUGCAUCGUCAAUUGGGUCGAAAUCGUACUUGCAAAUGGCGAAGUUGUAAAGGCAUCAAGAACAGAGAAAGCAGAUCUGUUUGAGGGUGCAGCUGGCGGUUUUGGCACAUUUGGCGUCACUACCCUGCUCGAGAUCCAACUGAUCAAAUCCAAGCCAUAUGUGGAGCUCACCUAUAGCCCGGUUCGCAGUAUCUCGGAAGCUCUCACCACUAUGGACACUGUUACGAACGACCCAACCAGCGAUUUCGUUGAUGGCAUCCAGUACAGCUUGGAUAAAGGCGUCAUCGUCACUGGAAGGCUGGUCGACGAACUAAAGCCAGGCGUCAAGUUGCAACGCUUCAGCCGAGCCCGAGAUCCUUGGUUCUACAUUCAUGUCGAUCGAACAACCGGCAAGAGCUUUGAAGACGUUGUAGAAGCUACCAAUAUACAAGAUUACCUGUUCCGCUACGAUCGAGGUGCCUUUUGGACUGGACAGUACGCGUUUCCAUACUUCAUGACCCCGUUCAAUAGAAUAACGCGAUGGGCCCUGGACUACUUCAUGCACACCCGAGUUAUGUACCAAGCACUACACGCUUCUGGACACGCCUCAAAAUAUAUCGUGCAGGACUUGCUCUUGCCCAGAAACGGCGUCGUCGACAUUGUCAAUUUCGUCGACCAGAAGUUCGGUUUCUGGCCACUUUGGCUCUGUCCGCUUAAGCGAGGCCAAGAGGUGUCUUUGCGUCCGAACCUCGGCGGUGAUGUCUACGACGACAGCAAGACAGUAUCAUUUGUGAAUGUGGGAGUCUGGGGGCCUGGUUCGCCGCGUUUUGAAACAUUCGUAGAGGAAAACAGAGCGCUUGAGCAGAAAGUACGCCAGCUUGGCGGCAUCAAGUGGCUGUACGCACAAGCAUACUACACCCUGGACGAAUGGAAUGACAUCUACGAUAUGAAGUGGUACAACGCGCUCAGAAAGAAGUAUCACGCGGAGUACUUACCCAGUGUGUACCAGAAAGUCAAGGUGGACCUCAGCAAGGUAGGGUCACCUCCCACAGGCCUAUCUGCUUGGUUGCGAGAUCAAUUUUGGAACACAUGGCCAUUUAGUGGUUUGUAUGGAGUGGCGAAGACUUUGCUGGAGAAGGACUACCUGCUUGCCAAGUAG
This is a messenger RNA of Ramularia collo-cygni, 1488 nucleotides long. RefSeq names its product related to 24-dehydrocholesterol reductase precursor. The transcript has 11 exons. Gene Ontology annotation, molecular function: FAD binding; Delta24(24-1) sterol reductase activity. Lineage: Eukaryota; Fungi; Ascomycota; Dothideomycetes; Mycosphaerellales; Mycosphaerellaceae. The coding region runs from base 1 to 1488 and encodes 495 amino acids. Gene Ontology annotation, cellular component: cytoplasm; membrane. The record is from RefSeq and is a predicted model, not a curated record. Gene Ontology annotation, biological process: steroid metabolic process.